Molecule: messenger RNA, 2181 nt
Organism: Corythoichthys intestinalis (scribbled pipefish)
Lineage: Eukaryota; Metazoa; Chordata; Actinopteri; Syngnathiformes; Syngnathidae
Product: excitatory amino acid transporter 5-like
Exons: 11
Coding region: 1-1677 (558 amino acids)
Biological process (GO): L-glutamate transmembrane transport
Cellular component (GO): plasma membrane
Molecular function (GO): L-glutamate transmembrane transporter activity; glutamate:sodium symporter activity; neutral L-amino acid transmembrane transporter activity
Source: RefSeq, a predicted model, not a curated record
AUGGAGCGAUGGAAGAAAAUUAUCCCUGAAAUAAUCUCGCCGAAAUACAGCGCGUACAUCAAGGAGUAUUGUAAGAGGAACGGCCUCCUGACGUUGUCCGUCUUUGCCGUGGUGACGGGCUGUGUACUGGGAUUCCUCCUGAGGUCAUUCAACCUGUCGACACAGGCCAAGAUCUACUUCUCUUUCCCUGGAGAGCUGCUGAUGAGGAUGCUAAAGAUGCUCAUUUUACCCCUUAUCACAUCCAGUCUUAUGUCUGGACUGUCAGCCAUGGACACGAAGGCCAGCGGCAGGUUGGGUGUCCUAACCAUUACUUACUACUUGUGGACCACUUUCAUCGCCGUCAUCGUGGGUAUUGUGCUCGUGCUCAUCAUCCAUCCAGGAACUGGCACCGAAAAGGACAGCCACCAUGCCAGCUCAGGGCCUGUUAUGACUUCAGCUGAUGCUCUGCUGGACCUCAUCAGGAACAUGAUCCCUUCUAAUCUAAUCGAAGCAACCUUUCAACAAUACCGGACCGACUUGGUGCCGAUCGUGCAGAGUUCCAACGCGAAGGAGUCUCAAGCUAACUACGUGUAUGUCAUGCCUGACUAUCACAACCCCCGCCUGGGCCACCCGGUUUUCCUGGACAUCACGCCGGCGCCCGACAUCAACUACAAGAUCGUGCCCAGCACCAGCAAGGGCAUGAACGUCCUGGGGAUUGUUAUCUUCUCCGCCACCAUGGGGUUGCUGCUUGGGAAGAUGGGCGAACGAGGGGCACCGCUAGUCAACGUGUGUCAGUGCAUCAAUGAGUGCGUCAUGAAGAUCAUUAACGCAGCCAUGUGGUACUUCCCCUUUGGCAUUGUCUUCCUGGUGGCUGGAAAGAUCCUGGACAUGCAUGACCCAGCACACCUGGGAGAAAAGCUGGGCAUGUACUUCAUCACGGUUCUGUCCGGCCUGUUCGUGCAUGGCCUCAUCUUGCUGCCCCUCUUCUACUUCUUCUUCACACGCAAAAAUCCUUUUAGCUUUAUUAGAGGGCUUCUACAGGCUCUCGUCAUUGCCUUGGCAACGUCUUCAAGCUCAGCCACUUUGCCGAUCACCAUGAAGUGUCUGCUGGAAAACUGUGGAGUGGACCGGCAGAUCGCUCGCUUUGUGCUGCCCGUGGGAGCCACCAUCAACAUGGACGGAACGGCUCUGUAUGAGGCAGUGGCAGCCAUCUUCAUCGCUCAAGUCAACGAGUAUGACUUAGACUUUGGUCAGCUCGUCACUAUUAGCAUAACGGCAACAGCAGCAAGCAUUGGCGCAGCUGGAAUACCACAAGCUGGUCUGGUUACCAUGGUGAUCGUCCUGACCUCUGUCGGGUUACCGCCUGCUGACAUCUCUCUCAUUGUGGCCAUUGAUUGGGUUCUCGAUCGCUUCAGGACAAUGAUAAACGUCCUCGGGGAUGCCUUGGCGGCUGGUAUUAUGGCACAUGUAUGCAGGAAGGACUUUGAAAAGGCCACAGCUGCUGCACCAGUUACCACAGCAAGACUAAAAAGUUUUGUUUUCUCCCAACAGAGAGACACUGUGAUCUCCGUGGGCAAUCAGAGCGUGGCACUGUCUGAUGCACCAUUGAUUGCCCACCGCUGUGAUUUCAUGUUUGAGGUUGAUGGUGAUAAUAUCCUGGAGAAACCAAUGGCCUGCUACAACCUAUGCCAAGUAUGAGUAGUUGAAUUCUUAAGUCGGACCGUCAGGACUGCCUUGGACAGAAGUUAGAACACUCACCCACCUCACAGGAGAGCAAAGAGAACUAUCUAAGACUAAAGACCAACUUUCAGUGCCAUUAUCCCCCCCCAAAAAAACUUUCAUUACUUGAUGCACCAUUUUGCUGUAUCUCUCAAUGGAUUUCUCAACGAGCAUCUUCAGCCAUUUAGAGAAGUGUUGCUUCAGACAAGUACAGUAGGCCUGUGUUCAUGGUAGUUUAUAAUUUUAUCCAGUUGCCUUAACUUGUGUCGUGCUGAAACUGCAACAGCUGGCUGACAGCAACAUUUGUCAUUGUCACUUACACACAUACACACCAUAAAUAGCAACAUCUUCCUAGGAGUGACAUGAGACCAUCAAAUAUUUUUUUUAUACCAUUGGCUAUGUAUUUUUUGUGCUUGUUUUCCAAUUAAAAGUUGGUUCGCUCCACCUGUCUAUUUUGUUAGUUUAAACGUCUUUUUAACGAUU